AUGGAAGCAAGCCGCCCGCCGCAAACAUGGUUGUACAUUUACGUACAACGUAGAAUUACGAAUCCAGGUAUUCGCCGUGCAACAGAAGCACGCGUUGAAGCAUCGGCGGCUGCAAUAAGAGAAGUGCUGGAGAGAGAAGGAAGCAGUAGCACUUACGGGCCUGCUGCACAGCGCUACUGGGCUAUUUCUCAUGCCCGUCAGCCCGAGGGCACCCCUAUCGAGCCUCCAACUAGUGCUUCAUUUGCGCAACUACAACGAAUUGACGCGAUGCACUCUGACAUUUCCGCUACAUUAGAUAGCAAUGGCUCGAGUCCGAGUCACCAAUUUGUGCGCGUGGCUUGCAGACUAAACGGGGGUAUUAUUCACUUGGAAUUAGACGUAGCUGAGUUGCGUCGAGCUGUUGGGAUGCCAUCCUACGAUCUAUUUCCUCCAUUUCGCCCCGAUCUUGAAGCUAUUGGUCCUACUGAGAACGUGAGUGACACUGAUCAUGUUGAACAAGCUGGCGAGUAA
Molecule: messenger RNA, 510 nt
Organism: Phytophthora infestans T30-4
Lineage: Eukaryota; Oomycota; Peronosporomycetes; Peronosporales; Peronosporaceae
Exons: 2
Coding region: 1-510 (169 amino acids)
Source: RefSeq, a predicted model, not a curated record